AUGGAUUUCAUCAAGAAUGCUAUGGGUGGCGGCUCUGGAAACAACAACAACGCCCAGGGAGUUCAGGGAGCUCAGGGAGCUCAAAAGACCAGCUCUGGUGGAGGGUUUACGGAUAAGCUGAACAACAUGGCUGGCGGCGGUGCCCGUGGAGAGCAGAACGAGGAUGCCCUCGACAAGGGCAUCGACUACAUCCAAGAGCAUGUUCUUGGCCAGGGCAGCCAGACCAACGAGUCUGCCGUCGAGCAGAUGAAAGAUGAGAAGAUUGCCGACUUUAUCCGCAAUCAGUACAAGAGUACGACGGGCAGCGAAUUCCCCGUCAAGGACAAGGAGAGGAAGUUUGGAAUGUAA
Molecule: messenger RNA, 348 nt
Organism: Parascedosporium putredinis
Lineage: Eukaryota; Fungi; Ascomycota; Sordariomycetes; Microascales; Microascaceae
Source: the annotation of a GenBank genome assembly